CUCCAAAACAAAGACUCGCAGUUCUCGUUCGACCGCUGACUCGCGAGUUGCGCUCAUCUUCAAGUCCCUCUCCUUUCCGACUCUUUUGUUUUCUUCACCUUUUUAUUAUCAAAACGAAAUUAAAAUUCUGUGCUUCCCUUAUUUAUAAAUCCCGACAAAAAAAGUCUUGAAAGAUUUCGGCCAUUCACAACGAAACUGAACGAUUCUCCCGAAAAAAACUUGUUGUGUGUGUGUGAGUUUGCCAUCCAUCGUAUUUUCGUCCUUUGUGAUUGGGACCCACUUUUUCGAGGCAAGAUUUUUUGGGUUGCCCGUGCGUACAUACUAUUUCUGGGAGCCAUUGUUUUUCUUUUCUGCGAUCCCCAACGAAACAUUUUUGGGCCGGGAAUUAUUUUCGUUCGAGUUUGAGAAACCAUGUUGAACUUGCUGGCCGAUUGGACUCGCAAUUCGUUUGAAAUUAAUCCCAGAUGUCUGUACGAGAUCCACGAUAGCACAAUACUGGACAAUUUCCGCUAGGUUAUUUUUUGGGGGGGUCUUUAUUUGAGAGUUAAAUUCGAUACUUCCAAAAAUUAGUUUGUACAAAAUCGCUCACAAAGAAUGUCGACAGGGAAGCGUUUGGCUAAAAGAUCAAUUGUCGGUACAAAAGUGGUGGUUCUUCGUGAAGAUGGCCUUUAUUAUCCAGGUAUAAUUCAAGCGGUAAAGACGGCUGAAAUGGAUCCGUCCAGGGGGCAGUUGUUCUCUCACACGAAAUACGCCGUCCGUUCAAUCAUGGAGACUGCAGGUCACCCUGGCCGUCAGCAACUGCUUGAAUACUCUGAAGUCGAUCUGAUUGGCCCAGGUUUCCAGUCAACGGCCGGCUUGACUCUCCAGCCCGGCCAAAAGGUGUACAUAACCUUUACCGGUCGUGAAGUAGCCGGUCACGUCACCAAACACCGACCCGACGUCGAUGAAGUUCACAUCACUUUGCAAGUCUCCAAUUCGAAUUCGGUUGAUAUCGUCAAACGAAUGGAAGAGGUACGACUGAUGGAGUCGAGGAAAUCACUCCGGCUGAUGGAUCAACACGACGUGGAUUUCGCACGAUUGGCUGAAGGAGUUGUCGGUGGGCUGACUGCAUCCGUUAAUGGACACCAGGAUUGUUCACAAUCCAACCAUCAUCAAAUCAGUGUUGGCAAUCCGCCCCGCAAGCGCUGCUCAUCCGCAUCAACGUCCGGAAUCGACGUACCCGGCGCCUUCUUCGGGUCGCGUAAGCGUCGCUCCAGUCCGAGUAGUGCCAACGGCGCGGCCGACGUCAUCAUGGACGAAGAUGAAGACAGCGAUGUUAUGGAUGAAUGCGCAGCCGCCAUGGUCCUCAUGCGUCUCUCCUGCAGUCCUCAUUCCCCUCGAUGGGAAGAUGUUGCAGCAUGGCAGCAGAGUAAUCACAGUAGCAGUAGCAGCAGUGGGGCUUUUUCGUGGCGCGGAAGUGUGUCUAGCAGCAGUGAUUCACCACCGCACGCUUCGUCGUCGGGUUCAACAGGAGCGGCCGGCCGGGUUCUUCCGGUCGGCACUGGGCGCAAGCUGAAAUUUCGUUCGGCAACACCGUCGCCGCCUUUGAUGAGCGGCAGCGCCCCUGCUAAUUUCUCGGGAAGUCUCAACAAAUUUCAUCCGGGUGCUACUAGAGCUCCUGUUGCCAAAAACGCCCAGGACGAUGGAAUCGUCAGCGAUGAAUCCAUCAGCGAAUGCGAUGAAGGGCCCUCUCCUUCGCAGGUUAGAACAAUUUAUCAGUGUACCUGGCCCGGCUGCUUGACUACUACAGACAAUUGCGAGGCCAUCGAGACCCACGUCCGCUCCAUCCAUCUCGGGCCACGUCAAAUCGAUGAAGAGAUCAGCGAUCACGAGGAAGAGUUUUAUUACACGGAAGUGGAAGAGGAAGGUGAUGAAGAGAUUGCGGAUCAGCAGUCGACCACUCUACCUCCAAUGGCUGAGGUCGUCGAAUCCUCAGUCGCUCAAACGCAGAGCUUUCAGCAACCGCAUCCAGGCUGGAUGGCUAGUUCGCCACCCACAUUGUCCCACAUGGACAUGGCAAGACCUCCGCACGAAGAUCCAGAAUAUCAACGCGCAUUGAUGAAGGCGAGGCCGAUCGCUAUACCGGCACGUGUCCGCAGCAUUUCAUGGUCUUCCGGUUACGGAUAUGGCUCGAAUGCGCUCAAACAGGCCAAAGUGGUUGUGUCGCCCAAAACGUCUCCUUCACCGGCGCCCCCACUAGCGCCACCAUCUACUACCGGAGCUUCGGUCUUUACAGUCAAGAGCAGUCCCGUUCGUCGGCCCCGCGGCGAGGCCAAAAAGUGCCGCAAGGUUUACGGAAUGGAACACCGCGAGCAGUGGUGCACUCAAUGCAAAUGGAAAAAGGCUUGCACUCGCUUCGGCGAGUGAAACAAAUGACUAUACCACACCCCAAUGUGAAAUUUUUUUUUAAAUUUUGAUGUCUGGUGCUGGAUGUAUUGCGGAAUAGGAGCCAAGUUUUUGUGCGGAUGACGGAUCUCAAAAGAUCUAUGACACUUGGCGCGCUGGGCGGUUGAUAUUGUUUGAAACCAUUUUUACUUGCGGGCAACUUUUUGACAAAAGACAAAAAAACGUUUUGACUUUAUUUUUUAUUUUUUUAAUUAUUAUUGGCUUUCGUAUUUGUUAUGACAAAUUCAUGCCGGAGCGUGUUGUUGUGUGUGCAUAAUUUUCGUUGUGAAGAUGCAGUGUUGUUUUGUAUCUUGCCACUGACCAGGCUGCCGUAGCUCAGUGACGAUUUCUCUGACUGGUGUCGUUAUUACCUCUCGUACAACAUCAUUGAAAAAAUAUUGUUUUCAUCCCUAUGUCCCACCUCAUAUCUGCGUUACUCUCAAAAAAGCUUUGUACAGCGUUAGAUGGCUUUUUUCUCUACCAAUGUUUCUUUAUUUCGUCGAUUUAGAGUUAUUUUUGCAAUAACGCUGCGUGAAUUUUAACGUUUAUAGAUUUACCCUAUUUAGACCUGAUUUUGUUUUUCCAUCUCCUUUGUAGUUCGCAUAGUGGGGGGUUUUGUUUCUGUGUUUUUUUCUCAUUUCAUUCUCAAGACCGAUGGACUUUUGAAAAAUGUUUGGUUUUUUCUCCUUACAAAAAUGGUGUUUUAGUUUCUUAAUUGCUUUUUUUCUGUAUUUUUUUUAUCCCUUUUUUCGCGCGUGUCGACCCAGAGUUUUAUGGCGAGAUUUUUAAAUUUUUCAAUAUACAAAUUUCCUCUCGAA
Molecule: messenger RNA, 3242 nt
Organism: Daphnia pulex (common water flea)
Lineage: Eukaryota; Metazoa; Arthropoda; Branchiopoda; Diplostraca; Daphniidae
Product: zinc finger protein 704-like
Exons: 9
Coding region: 595-2406 (603 amino acids)
Biological process (GO): regulation of transcription by RNA polymerase II
Cellular component (GO): nucleus
Molecular function (GO): DNA-binding transcription factor activity; RNA polymerase II cis-regulatory region sequence-specific DNA binding
Source: RefSeq, a predicted model, not a curated record